Molecule: messenger RNA, 3205 nt
Organism: Catharus ustulatus (Swainson's thrush)
Lineage: Eukaryota; Metazoa; Chordata; Aves; Passeriformes; Turdidae
Gene: RGS7BP
Product: regulator of G protein signaling 7 binding protein
Exons: 6
Coding region: 447-1214 (255 amino acids)
Biological process (GO): G protein-coupled receptor signaling pathway
Cellular component (GO): postsynapse; neuron projection; nucleus
Source: RefSeq, a predicted model, not a curated record
CUCCGGAUCUUCAGCACCGCCCCCGGCGGGCGCCCGGCUACACGCGGCGGGUCGGGCUUCCCCGCCGGGAGCUGCAUGGGAGUGCUUCUCCACCGGCUACGGUCGCGCUCCCCCCGCUUGCCGCCUGCCUGAAGGAGGACGGCGGAGCAUGCCACCGGCGGGGCGGUUCCGCGGGGACUGACAUGCUGCUGAAGGAGGGCAGGCGCCAGCCCCUCCGCCUCUCCCCGCGGUAGCGGAGGCGAUGCUGCAGGGCGCUCCCCCGGCUCUCCUGCAGGCGCCAGGCUAUCGCCCACAGUAGCCGCGCUCGCUACCGUGAGCGGCGCGGCUCCGGCCCGGCCGAGGCGACGAGCGGCGCGGGCCUGCACCCGUGCCCGGGGCGGCGGCGGCGGCGGCGGGGAAGGCGCUGCCCGCGCCCGCGGGCGGCUCCGCGCGGCGGAUGCGUGUGCAUGAGCGCUGCACCGAGCGGGCGCAGGAAGCGCCCCCGCUCCGCCGCCUCCAUCUUCCAGGGCAGCAGGACCUCUCCGCACGGCCGCGACAGCGAACGGCGGGGCAGCGGCUCCGAUAGCGCCUACCAGAUCCAGAGAACCCUGGACGACUGUAAGAUGCUUGUCCAGGAGUUCAAUACCCAGGUGGCUCUCUAUCGGGAGCUAGUCAUUUCUAUUGGGGAUGUCUCUGUCACCUGUCCUUCUCUACAUGCGGAAUUGCACAAAACUCGAACCCGGGGAUGUGAGAUGGCCUAUCAGGCUCAUCAAAAACUAGCAGCAAUUUCGGGCCCAGAAGAUGGUGAAAUCCAUCCUGAAAUCUGUAGACUAUAUAUCCAGUUGCAGUGUUGCUUAGAAAUGUACACAACAGAAAUGCUAAAGUCCAUAUGUCUUCUAGGAUCACUGCAGUUUCAUCGGAAAGGAAAAGAACCCUGUGGCCCACCCAAGAUCUUAGAUACCAAAGUGGAGGAGAGUUCUGAAGUACCUAUUUUAGAAGACACAUCAUUAUCACCAACAGAUAUUCAACAGCAUCUAUGGCAGGUUUCCACAGAUAUUGAAAACACUGAAAGAGAUAUGAGAGAAAUGAAAAACCUUUUAAGUAAACUCAGGGAGACUAUGCCUUUACCACUGAAAAAUCAAGAUGAUAGCAGCCUUCUAAACUUGACUCCAUAUCCACUGGUAAGGAGACGGAAGAGAAGAUUCUUUGGAUUGUGUUGUCUGGUCUCAAGUUAGAAGAUUAAGCACAGAAGCACCAAGGAAACCCUGACUUUGAUUAAACCACUAUUAUUUGACCACUGAAAAGAUGAAAGUGGCUAAUCUUGAUUAUAAAGUAUAUUUUCUACACUAGGCUAUUCAUUUUUGUCUUCUGCUCCAUCCCUCUUUUCAAAUAAGGAUUUUAAUACUUUCAAAUUCCGGUGGUCAAAAAAUGGCUGUGGAAUAGAUCUCGAAUAUUUUAAAUAUUUUAAAGUAUGUUUUGCAUGCUUACUUUCGAUCACUCAAGAAGACACAUGAAUUAAGGUUCAUAGAUAAUUUUAGAGGGUUUUUUUAAUUGUUUGAGCUGCAGCUAAAAGUUUGUGCAUAGUACUGUACUCUUACUAGUAUCAUACUAAAAUCAUACGCUAAAAGUCUUUAAGCAUAGGAAACUAUUUAAGAGCAAAACUAUUGAAGUUCUAAGACAUUCAAACAAUAUUGUAACAGAACUUGUACAAAAUUUCCAGUUGCUUUUUGUGCUGUCAUUCAUAUUUAGUCUUCCACUGUAUCUCAACUUCAAAGCUUUAUAGAAAAAUAUCUUAAUUUAUGAUACAAAAACCAUAUAUGAAAAUAGUUAGGACUUGUAAAUACAGAGAAAUUAUAAUAUCUACAAACUGUACAAUGCUUAGAAGCGACAGAUUCCCUUUUAAGCCAAUAGUAUAUCUACAAGCUUCUGGGAAAAAAAAAUACAUUAAAAGAAAGUGUAUUAAAAUAAACAAUGUAAAACACAACGCCAACCCAUUUUGUUGCCAGUAGAAUUCAGAGCAUAUCAAGUAUUGAUCUUAUAGGGCAUGCCAGAAUUAUCUCAGACUCUAAGAUAUUAAACGUUUUACAUUGUUAAUAAAGUUUUUUAUUUAAAUUAAAUGUUGCCUUGUUUCUAGUUAUAUUGCCAGACUAUGUAUUUUUUUCUACUUUUGUUGUCAGAGGCCUACACAAAUUUGUGAUGGUAUUUCCAUUUUCUAAUUUCCAUUUUCCAAUUUUCCAUACAAGUAUGUUUACAAAGAUAGAUUUAAAAAAUAUGCAUUACUAAAUUCUUUAAAUAGCACAAAAAAGGUAAUUUCAAUGUGUUUGAAGAUUUCAGGUCAUGAACUAUUCUUAGGCGUACAUAUUCUUAAGCAUCUGAAAUGGGGAGAUCUCUACACACACAAAACUGCUUGUGAGAGCAAACAACAUUUUUAAGAAGAAUGGAAUGGGAAUCCACAGCACAAUGGUUUUUUAGAGUUGAUUCUUUCCAUUUUCUGCAUGUUUCUCAUGAAUCUUGUGCUCACUAAUCAGAGCUGCUGUCUGUAACAGGCAGCACUGAUGUAUUUUCAUUUGAAGUCUCAAAGCAGUAGAGUCAUUCCCAAAUGGCUCAAUCACUAAAGAUACACUAGGUUUUGCAACUGUUAAAACUUUGGAAAAACAACAAAAAAAGACAGACAUUAAUUCCAAAAAAAAGUGUAUGAAUUCAAGACUGAACGUAAAGUGAUGCCAUGAGCAAGAAAGGCAGGAAAAAAUUUCACAUGAGCUUUCUUUAAAAGUUCUGUUUUAUUGGUACACCAGCGAUUCAGAUGGGCAGAUACAGCAGUGACCUUGUCUAAUUCAUUACCUGCCCACAUGUCAUCACAAGGAAUUUCAUAUGCCAAGUUACAUGGCAGCUUAUAUCUGUGUUUUAACCACAGCUGUUGCAAUGGAAUAUUCAUUAGUAAGACAAAUAAACAUAAUUAUUAAUAAAUUAUACAUAGAUAUUUAUAUACAUUAUAUACAUAUAUAUACACAUUAAUGUAUGUAUAAACAUUUUAAUUAAUAUUACAGAACUUUUGACAUCAGUCAUAUCACAAUGAGUUCCCUAACAUUUUGUGAUUGACUUGGAUAUGUUGUCUUCAAAGCCCUUUGAGAUUGCAGUAAAAUGAAGUGUAUAGUAUGUAUCUUUUGUUAUUCUGGAAACUUUAGCAGUGUUUUUUCCUCAAUUAAAGACUACUAAAAUCACAGUC